AUGAGUAAUGGAGAUGUUUUAAUCUCAAGACCAUUAAGUAUAUCUGAGAAUUUCUUUAGGUCAAGAACAGCAAGUGGCCAUUAUCGAAGUUUUGCAGUUUCAUCAACAUACAAUCAAAAUUUGAACAAUUUAUCAUUAUUUUAUAAAGCAUUAAGAAAAACAAUAUUAGAGUAUCAUAUAUUAAUUUGUAAUGUUCAGUUCAAAGGUCAAUAUGUAUAUCAACCGUUAGAAAAUAUCAAACUCGAAAAUAUUCUACAAUUUAAUACUGAUGUGCAGUAUUUGAGAAAUGGGGUGGUUACUGAAUCAUUUAUGAAAAAGGUUAAUGAGAUUACAUUUAAUUUAUACACUCAGGACCCAUUAUUCAAAUUAGUUCUAGUUGGAGACUAUAAUCUCGUUUGUAUAUUUGAACAUACUAUUGCUGAUGGAGUGGUUGGUAAUUAUUUUCAUGAAAUAUUUUUGCAAAACUUAGCUUAUUGUGAUGAUACAAAUAAUGAUGUAUUUGCUGUGAGUUUUGGUGAUGUUCCAGAAGAGAUCAGCUUAGAUACUACAAUUUUUAAUUUUUCAAAGGACCUAAAAUUCAUUAAAAAUUCCUUACCUCCACCUCUUGAUUUAUUCAUGGAGGAUAUUGAUUUAGAUUACACUUAUAAUAAUCCAGAUUUUUUUGAAAGAGUAAUUCCACAAUGUUAUAAAAGAUGGAAUGGAAGGUUUGAUGCUAUAAACACACAUGAAAUUAGUUUCAAAGUUAUAAAUUUUAAUUUAGAAGAAACUAAGCAAAUUUUAAAUGCAUGUAAAAAACACAACGUUACUUUGACUUCAUACAUUGUUGUUAUUGAGGCAUUGACAUUACAGCCUAUAUUUGGAGACAAUUAUACUGUUCAUAAAGUGGCAAUGGCUUUAAGAAGACACAUUCAAAAAGAUAAAGCACCAAUUGAAUAUCAACAGAUCCUUUCAGAUCCAAAUUAUAAAAUAUUGGGAACUUCAGCACACAUGGGUUUUGGAAAUAACAUACCUCCGCUAAAGAAGUUUUCAUGGAAUGCAGUCAAAGAGGUAAAUGAUAAUAUUUUACAAUCUACAAAGAAUAAACGUGCUUUAAAUCAAAUGAAAGGAUGGAAAGAUAAAGGUGAUUUAUUAGAUCCUACAAAUCAAUCAUUUUUUGAUUCUCAAUUGAAUAAACCAAAGGCAGAUCAUGUAAAAUUUUCAAAUUUGGGUUUAAUUAAAUUACCAGAAUACAAAGUUAAAGAUAAAAAAAUUUGGAAGAUUGAAAAUAUGAUAUUUUGGCAAGAUAUGGCUCCUUAUAGUGCAGAAUUUAUGUUAAGUGCCGUUUCAACUCCUUUAGGUGGUUUAAAUUUUGUUUUAAGUUAUUACGACUAUACAUUUGAUGAUAUACCAGGAGACAAUUUUGACAAAUACAUAAUCCAAUUACAUGAUAAUAUGCUAAAUUGCGCAUCAUAA
Messenger RNA from Insectozyma verbasci, 1452 nucleotides. Lineage: Eukaryota; Fungi; Ascomycota; Pichiomycetes; Serinales; Debaryomycetaceae. The record is from the annotation of a GenBank genome assembly.